AAACGGCCCCCGGCCUUUGUGAUCCGGGAAGAGAAAUCGGCCUGCUGAGGAUGCAUGGGAGAAAACAAAUGAAAGAGCACAUCGAGUGUCCAAGGAAAACGAUAAAGAGACAGACAUAGAAGAGAAUUUUUGGGAUCAGAAUGGGAUGGACAAGCUGGAAGGAAACCAAAGAAAUAAAGAGAGGAAUAAAUCUGCGGAUGGUGACCUCCAUGCAAUUAUGGUACAACAAAAAACGCCUGAGGAAGAAAGAGAAAAGAAACACCCUGUGUGUGGAAAAAAGUUCACUUGUAAAUCAACCCUGGAUGAACAUUGUACAACCCGCACAGCAAAGAAACGAUUCAAAUGCCUUGAGUGUGGGAAGAGUUUUGGGCAGAGUGCUGACCUUCUCGCUCAUCAAAGAACGCACACAGGGGAGAAACCGUUUAAUUGUCUGGAGUGUGGGAAAGCAUUUAGCCAGAAGGGGGCACUUACUAUCCAUCAAAGAAUCCACUCAGGGGAGAAACCAUUUAAGUGCUUGGAAUGUGGAAAGAGCUUUCGCCAGAAGGGUGCCGUCCAAGUGCAUCAAAGAACGCAUACAGGGGAGAAGCCAUUUAAAUGCUUGGAGUGUGGAAAAAGCUUCAACCAGAAGGAGUCCCUUUCCUUACAUCAAAGAAGUCACACUGGAGAGAAACCAUUUGAAUGUUUCCAGUGUGGAAAGAACUUCAAGCACAAGAAAAGCUUUAUUAGCCAUCAGAUAAUUCACAUAGAAGGGAACCCAUUUAAAUGCCUGGAGUGCGAAAAGAGCUUCACCUCAAAGGAUGCCCUAGAGUCACAUCAGAGAAUUCACACAGGAGAGAAACCAUUUGAAUGUUUGCAGUGUGGAAGGAGGUUUGUUCACAGUCAAAACCUUGCUCGCCAUCAGAUAAUUCACAGAGAAGACAACCCAUUUACAUGUCCGGAGUGUGGAAAGAGUUUCAGCCGGAAGCAUGACCUUGGUUCACACCAAAGAAUUCACACAGGAGAGAAACUAUUUGAAUGCUUACAGUGUGGAGAGAGCUUCAUUCACAGGCAAAGUCUCAUUAGUCAUCAAACCACUCACUCAGGGGAGAAACCAUUUAAAUGCCUUGAAUGCGGAAAGAGCUUCAGGCUGAAGGGUUCCUUUACAGCGCAUAAAAUAAUUCACAUUGGGGGAAAAAUAUAUAAGUGCCUGGAGUGUGGAAAGAGUUUCAAGUGGAAGUCUGCUCUUAAUCGCCAUCAAAGAACUCACACAGGGGAGAAGCCCUAUCAAUGCUUGGAGUGUGGAAAGAGAUUCUGUGGGAGCAAUGCCCUUAAUUGCCAUCAAAGAACUCACACAGGAGAGAAACCGUAUCAAUGUGUGGAGUGUGGGAAAAGCUUCAGCUUGAAAGAGACUCUGACUCUACAUCAAACCACUCAUACAGGGGAGAAACCAUUUAAAUGCUUGGAGUGUGGAAAGACUUUCAGUCGGAAGGCCUACCUUACUUUACAUCAAAGAACUCACACAGGGCAGAAACCAUUUAAAUGCUUGGAGUGUGGGAAGAGAUUCUGUCAGAGAAGUGCGCUGAACUGCCAUCAAACCAUUCACACAGGGGAAAAACCAUUUGAAUGCUUGGAGUGUGGAAUGAGUUUCAGUCGGAAAGCAUACCUUUCUUUACAUCAAAGAACGCACACGGGGAAGAAGCCAUUUAAAUGCUUGGAGUGUGGGAAGGGCUUCAGUCGAAGAGAAUCCCUUACUUCACAUCAAAGAAGUCACACAGGGGAAAAACCAUUUAAAUGCUUGGUGUGUGGGAAGUGCUUCAGUCGGAAGGAACAUGUUUCGUCACAUCAAGCCACGCACUCAGGAGAAAAACCAUUUAAAUGCUUGGAGUGUGGAAAGAGUUUCAGUGGGAAGGCAUACCUUUCUUUCCAUCAAAGAACUCACACAGGGCAGGAACCAUUUAAAUGCUUGGAGUGUGGAAAAGGGUUCAGUCAGAGAAGUGCCCUUAAUUGCCAUCAAAGAACCCACACAGGAGAAAAAACAUUUACAUGUUCGGAGUGUGGAAAGUGCUUCAGUCAAAGAGCACAUGUUUUGUCCCAUCAAAGAACUCACACAGGGGAGAAACCAUUUAAAUGCUUGGAGUGUGGAAAGGAUUUCAGUGGGAAAGCAUACCUUGCUUUACAUCAGAGAAUCCACAUAGGGGAGAAACCGUUUAAAUGCUUGGAGUGUGGAAAAAAUUUCAGUGGGAAGGCAUACCUUGCUUUACAUCAAAGAAUUCACAAAAGGCAGACACCAUUUAAAUGCUUGGAGUGUGGAAAGAAUUUCAAUUGGAAGUCAAACCUUUCUUCUCAUCAAAGAACCCACACAGGUGAAAAACCAUUUAAAUGCUUGGAGUGUGGGAAGUGCUUCCGUUUCAGGGCGCACGUUUUGUCCCAUCAAAAAACUCACACAGGGGAGAAACCGUUUCAAUGCUUGGAGUGUGGAAAGAAUUUCACUCGGAAGUCAUACCUUUCUUUACAUCAAAGAAUUCACACAGGGGAGAAACCAUUUAAAUGCUCGGAGUGUGGAAAGCAGUUCUCCCAGAGAAGUGCUCUUACUUGCCAUCAAAGAACUCACACUGGGGAAAAACCAUUUAAAUGUGUUGUGUGUGGAAAAUGCUUCAGUCAAAGAUCAUCGUUUAUUUCACAUCUAAGAAGACCUCACACAGAAACCUCUUUGGAGGAGGAGGACUCUGAUACCUCAGAAGAGUCCUCUCCUGCUGCUGAUCUUGAGCAAGAUGAGGCAUCCUGUGACAGUGAUGCCUCUUCUGAGGAUGCCAGCAAACCAUUCAACCCUGUUGUGAGCCCAGCCAUGAUUCCAGAUUCCCCUAACACCACCCAUGACUCACCAGAGCACAGUUCACAGUGUAUCCGGUGGGAUACUCAGAGCCACGAUGGCAGUGCUCACCUGAUUCCCAGAACACCCUUUUGCCCAGGAAAUACACUUGAGUAAAGGCCUGCUCAGGAACACUGGUCUAAUGAGGCAGACUCAGAUGCAGCUGCCAAUCCAGGGUCAUCCAGAAUAUACGUUCUCAGUGUUUCCCAGACUUUUCCUUCAUUAAUAGCUCCCCUAGAACUAUUUAUAUCGUUCUGGAGCUGCAGUAGAAACUAUUUCAGUCUCUGGAGUAUAAAAGGAGCAAUAAAAGGCAGAGUGCAUGACUUACUUUCUGUCAAAGAAGCCUCACAGCUUAAAUGAUUUAAAUACACAUGGGUAUUUAACAAUUGACAAUUACUGUUCCUUUAAGAGACAUAAUUUUGUCAACCGAUACAUAAAAACAUAUUUUCUCCGACUGUGUUUGUUGACAGUUUGAUACUUUAGUGGGGUAUGUGUGAUUUUGACCGAUUAAGCCUUCUAUUUACAGACCCCCUAGACACUCCCCCUAAAUGUUCUCUAGAGUGCUGGGUGAUCCUCCAAGCCCAGCAUGGGAGGGUCUAGAAUACAGAAGAAAUUUGAAAAUACAAAUAAAUCACACCCACCCACCCUGCUUUCCAGUUACAGAAACCUCUAAUGUAUUCAUGGGGGGCCCUGGAGAAUGUGUGGAUGUAUGGGGGUACAUCUUGCCAAAGACAUUUUUCUAGCCAAGACGAAGGACAAAGAAGUGUUCCCUUCUUUCCCAUGGACUGAGAUCAACCGAACUGGAAGUUGAAUCAUGAUUUAACAUUGACACUCAGUGCUCUGUUUUGAAAAUUCGGGCGCGUGCGUGUGUUGAAUAGAAAUACUUGCAAUUUUCACAAUUGUUAAAUCUAGGUUUGGACUUGCUGCUUUUACAGCUUGGAAGCACUUAUUGAAGCUGUUCAGUCUUAUGAACGAACGAUCCAUGUUUAGAAAUAUAAGGAGAUAGAGCUGUGAUGACCCACAGAUCUAUUUCCUUGUGACAUCUGAAUCAGGUGAGGCUGUGCAUGUCCUGGAUUAGUGCCGACACUCAGCAAUGGGCUGGAUGAGGGCUAACAAACUGAAGCUGAAUCCCAGCAGGCUGAAAACCUUGUGGAUGAGUGGUUCCCGAGUCUGGGAGAGAGGCUCAUUGCCUCUUCUGGAUGGGCUUGCUCUCCCUUUGAAAGAUCUGGUUCGUAGCCGGGGGAAGCGCUUAGUUCAAUCACUGCCGCUGGAGGUUCUGGUGACAAUAGUAGCUGAGAGUACCUUUUACCAGCUUCAGCUGGUUCAUCAACUAUGCCUUCUCCUUAGCAGGAAUAGCUUGGCCACAGCACAGCAGUACUGGCACUAGUCAUCUCAAGACUGGAUUACUGCACUGUGCUCAGUGUGGGGCUUCCCUUAUGGCUGCUUUGGAAGCUGGAGCUAUUGCAGACCUCAGCAGCUCGGCUGAUGUCAGGAACUGCUCCUUUUCAGCAUGCGACUCCUUUGCUGAGGGAAUUGCACUGGCUGCCUAUUUGCUACCAGGCCAGGUUUAAGGCUUUUGUACUAGUGUAUAAAGCACUUAAGAACUUGGAAACAGGAUACCUGCAAGAGCACCAUGUCUCCUAUCAACCUGCCUGGUCACUGAGGUCAUCAGAGGGCAUGCUCUGGGUGAUUCCACAAGGACUUAGUUUGGAAUCCACCCAGGGAAGAGCCGCCUCUGUGGUGGCCCCCUUUCUAUGGAAUUCCCUGCCUCCGGAGGUCAGACAGGUGCCACACUAUUGUUUCUGGCACCUCCUGAAAUCAUCCUUCUUUCAAGAAGCCUUCCUUAACUGACUAGCCAUGGUUUUUAUUGGUAUUCUGUUUUUUGGGGGGAGGGGGUUGGUUUAAUUAACCGUUUUGAUUAUGGAGUAUUAUUCUUUUAUCUUAUUUUUUUAAAUCUUCUAUUGUUCACCGCUCUGUAAUCUGUGUAGAUGUGGAUCGGGAACUAAAGGUUGUAAAUAAACUAAAAAAUAAUACCUAAAUGGUGAAUAAAUAUUAUACGUAGGGUCUUAAAGAGGAAUGGAAUAGGGAACUGGAUUGUCCCGUUUUAAGACAAUCCAUGGAUCGUCACUUUAGCAUCAGAAGCGACCGUGUUCUAAGAUUCUGUUGUAUUUUGCAAAAAGUCUUCUUCUGUGUGAAUUAGACCCAGCAACAUAUCUUAAAAAGGGGGUUGUCUAAGUCAUCUAACUGCUGGAGGUGUAACACAGCCAUGGCUUGGCAAUGCCCAAUAGUUGUCUCUUUCUUGGAGAAAGUUUUGGGUGGCUUUAAACAGGGUUAGACAAAUUCCUGGGGGAGAAGGCUAUUCAUGAGUACCAGCCCUGAUGGCUCCAUACUACCACCAGUAUCAGGGCAGUAUGCCUGUGUACAUCAGUUGCUGGGGAACAUGGGUGGGAGGGUGCUGUUGCACUGUGUCCUACUUCUGGGUUUGCCGUUGUGUCAACCGAAUGCUGGACUUGAGGGACCCUUGGUUCUAUACAGGUAGAAAUUCUCAGAGCAAACACCUCUCUUAACAGGAACGCCGCAAAAAAUUACGAUUAUUCAAGAAGUAUUGUUACUCUUCCUUUUGAAUUAUAACGACGUGUAUCUGUAUUCAGCUCCUGAAGGAUUAUAUAUCCGAAACGUUGAGCUUUUUAGAUUCGUCAUUAUAGAUACACGCUUUUCAUAGCACCAGUGUACAUCUCCCCCUUUUUUCGUCUAUACAGAUAAACCUUGUAUUGCAACAGUCUACUGAUGUAAAAUGGCCUCUUAAAAUGUCUACCUGCUUCCUGGAAGUCAACGCAUGGUCUCCACACCCUUAUAAUCCUCACCUCCUAUAGUGUGAUGGAUUGAGGACCUCACAAGGCUUUCAACAUUUGAGCAGCUGGUAUAUAGAUACUACUUGCAAAUGCAUACUUAUAUGGAGAUUUGGUCUUCUGCUGACGAUCAUGUAUACGUUUUAGCUCUAUUUUCAUUAUAUGUCUAUGUGUAUUUCAUAUGCGUGAGUUGAAAUCGAUAUAUUCAAUUUAUGUAGCAACAUUUCUUUUUCUUUGGUUUUGCUGACAUUUCUCAAUAAAAUGUAAUUAACAACAACAACAA
This is a messenger RNA of Elgaria multicarinata webbii, 5980 nucleotides long. RefSeq names its product zinc finger protein 665-like. Gene Ontology annotation, biological process: regulation of transcription by RNA polymerase II. Gene Ontology annotation, molecular function: DNA-binding transcription factor activity, RNA polymerase II-specific; RNA polymerase II cis-regulatory region sequence-specific DNA binding. The record is from RefSeq and is a predicted model, not a curated record. The transcript has 4 exons. Lineage: Eukaryota; Metazoa; Chordata; Lepidosauria; Squamata; Anguidae. Bases 146 to 2965 code for a protein of 939 amino acids.